Molecule: messenger RNA, 1356 nt
Organism: Ogataea parapolymorpha DL-1
Lineage: Eukaryota; Fungi; Ascomycota; Pichiomycetes; Pichiales; Pichiaceae
Exons: 1
Coding region: 1-1356 (451 amino acids)
Biological process (GO): transmembrane transport
Molecular function (GO): transmembrane transporter activity
Source: RefSeq, a predicted model, not a curated record
AUGGCCCUAACGAGGAAACAGAUUUUCCGAUCAACCUUAACCCAGGCGUUUUUGGUUGGAUUUUUAUCAUUCACACAGCCAGGCAUUUAUGCUGCAAUUGCAAACUUGGGAGCCGGAGGCCAGGCAACUACCAGAACGUGGAAUGUAUCGACGGUCAUUCUGAACGCAAUGGCGGUCGUAUUAGGACCCAUAUCUGCACUUUUUGCCAACACGUUUGGACUGAGGCCAACGUUAUUUAUUGGAUGCAUAGGACACACAAUCUACUCGGCGUCCUUGUACUAUAACACUAAGACCGGAAAUCAGGCCUUUAUUUUGGCCGCAUCUGUACUUCUAGGAAUAUCGGGGGCUGCUUUCUGGAUGUCUGAAGGAGCUAUUGUGAUGAGCUAUCCAGAAAAAUCAAGAAAGGGGCUAUUCAUCGGCAUAUGGCAGAUGCUGAACAAAUUCGGAGGGGUAAUAUCCGGUGCAGUCGUAUUUGCCAUGAACUACAGUGGAAAGAAGAAGGGCCAAGUGAGCCUCAACACAUACAUCGCUCUUUUCUCUAUCCAAUGUACUGGUCCUUUUUUUGCACUGCUGCUGUCGCCUCCAGAGAAAGUGAUCAGAAAAGACAAUACCCGUGUCGAAACAAACGUGGUCAAGGAUGGCCUCAAACAAAUGGGCAAAAGGUAUCUAGGUCUCCUGAGAAAAAAGGAAAUAAUUCUUCUGCUACCCAUCCUGGUAGUCAACACGUGGUACAAAACCUGGCAGAGCAACUUUAUGACACACAACUUUUCGGUCCGCGCAAGAGCAUUGAACGUUCUUCUGACUGCUCUGAUAGGGGGCGCAGUGGACUUAGGGGGAGGCACAUUUCUUGACUGUCAAAAAAUAUCUGUUGGUUCGCGAGCCAAGAUAUCUUGGCUUUUCAUCAUUUUUUUCGAAUCGGGCUUUUAUAUCUGGGGCUUUAUUGUGCAAAAGCACUUGGCUCAUAGCACAGACACUCUUGAUUGGGCCACAGGAAUGUACUAUUACAACACGUAUGUGCCAAUGCAAAUUUUCAAGAUACCAACCGAGUUUGUCUUCAAUUGGGUGUUCUGGGUGGUAAGCGUGCAGGAAUUCAGUUCCGAGGAAAAUGCUUAUAUUUCCGGUCUCAUCAGAGCAGUCGAGUCCUUUGGGUCGAUGCUGUCUUUCCUGGCGGGAGUCACAAAUGGUAACGACAUGGUCAAUUUGUCAGUGGCGGCAGGUGUGUUUUGGGCUGCUGUACCAAGCGUGACAUACCUGGUUUUCAAGAUUAUCAGGACCACGCAUAUUAACCCUGAAAGUGCUAUUGUCCAAAACAAGAAAAGUGGCGAAAUAGUUGAAAUUACAGAAGAAAUUGAUUAA